Molecule: messenger RNA, 2018 nt
Organism: Salvia miltiorrhiza (redroot sage)
Lineage: Eukaryota; Viridiplantae; Streptophyta; Magnoliopsida; Lamiales; Lamiaceae
Product: probable indole-3-acetic acid-amido synthetase GH3.1
Exons: 3
Coding region: 35-1771 (578 amino acids)
Cellular component (GO): cytoplasm
Molecular function (GO): acid-amino acid ligase activity
Source: RefSeq, a predicted model, not a curated record
CACUAACUUCCUCUCUACAAAUAUUGCGCCACCAAUGGCAAUGGCACCUCACACAACUUCCAAAAACGCAAAGGCUCUUCACUUUAUUGAAGAGAUGACACGAAAUGUAGACGCUGUACAGGAACAAGUACUCGCCCAAAUCCUCUCCCAAAACUCGGGAACUGAAUAUCUCAAGCGUUUCCAUCUCGCCGGCGCCACCGAUCGCCACGCCUUUAAAUCCAAAAUUCCGAUGAUUACCUACGAAGAUAUCCAGCCUUUGAUUCAGAGGAUCGCUAAUGGCGACCGCUCUCCGAUUUUAUCAGCACACCCCAUCUCCGAAUUCCUUACCAGUUCUGGAACUUCAGCUGGUGAAAGAAAGCUGAUGCCAACUAUCGGAGAAGAAUGGGAUCGCCGUCAGCUUCUGUACAGUCUUCUCAUGCCUGUUAUGGAGCAAUACGUGAAAGGGCUGGACAAAGGCAAAGGGCUCUACUUCUACUUCAUAAAGUCGGAGACAAAGACUCCGGGCGGGCUACUAGCCCGCCCCGUACUGACAAGCUACUACAAAAGCGACCUCUUCAAGACCCGACCCUACGACCCGUUUAACGUCUACACCAGCCCUAACGAAGCCAUCCUCUGCGAGGAUUCCUCCCAAAGCAUGUACGCGCAAAUGCUGUGCGGCCUCUACGACCGCCAACAAGUCCUCCGGGUCGGGGCGGUGUUCGCCUCCGGCCUCAGCCGGGCCAUCCGCUUCCUCCAGCUCAAGUGGAAGUCACUGGCCCACGAUAUCCGAACCGGGUCGCUCAAUCCGAUAUUCACGGACAAGUCUCUCCGCGAGUGCAUGGGCCGAAUCAUGCGGCCCGACCCGGAGCUGGCUGAUUUCAUCACCCGGGAAUGCGAGAAAGACAUGUGGGAGGGAAUCAUCACGAGAAUUUGGCCUAACACCAAAUAUCUGGAUGUGGUUGUGACGGGGGCGAUGGCGCAGUAUAUCCCGACGCUCGAUUAUUACAGCGGCGGACUGCCCAAGGCGUGCACCAUGUACGCCUCGUCGGAGUGCUACUUCGGCCUCAAUCUGAAGCCCAUGUGCGAUCCGUCGGAGGUAUCCUACACCAUCAUGCCAAACAUGGCCUAUUUCGAGUUUCUGCCCACCGACUCGGCGGCGGAGCUGGUCGACCUUGCCGCCGUGCAAGUGGGCAAGGAAUACGAGCUGGUGGUCACCACGUACGCGGGGCUGUGCCGGUACCGGGUGGGCGACAUCCUCCGCGUCACGGGGUUCCACAACUCGGCGCCACAGUUCCGGUUCGUGCGGCGGAAGAACGUGCUGCUGAGCAUCGACUCCGACAAGACGGACGAGCCGGAGCUGCAGGCGGCGGUGGAGAAGGCGUCGGAGCUCCUGAGGGAGUUGAAGACGGGCGUGGUGGAGUACACGAGCUACGCGGAGACGAAGACGGUGCCGGGGCACUACGUGAUAUACUGGGAGCUGCUGGGGGGGACGUGGCCGGGGGAGGCGGUGCUGGAGCGGUGCUGCCUGGCCAUGGAGGAGGAGCUGAACGCGGUGUACCGGCAGGGGAGGGUGGCGGACGGGUCGAUCGGGCCGUUGGAGAUCCGGGUGGUGAGGAGCGGCACGUUUGAGGAGCUCAUGGACUUCGCCAUAUCCAAGGGGGCUUCCAUCAAUCAGUAUAAAGUGCCGAGAUGCGUUACCUUUGCACCCAUCGUCGAGCUUCUCGACUCCAGGAUUGUUUCCACCCAUUUCAGCCCCUCGCUGCCGCGCUGGACCUCCCAACGCCGUUUCUGAUCCAUCUCAUUAUAUGUGCUUCACUUUUGCCUCAAAAUAAAAGCUAGCUAGCUCUGUGGUUUUAGGUUUUUGUGUUUGUUUAAUUGUAUUCGGUAUGGUCACAUCUACAACACAACCACGAUCACCAAUUCACAGAAAAAAGAUAGAUAGAUAUAUGGGGAAGAAUAUAUUCAGUACUAGCUAGGAUAAUAUCAAUGAGCUCCGUGUGUAGUAAGGAAAUUGGUUUUUUUUUUCUUUUAGAUAUUCU